Molecule: messenger RNA, 573 nt
Organism: Amphimedon queenslandica
Lineage: Eukaryota; Metazoa; Porifera; Demospongiae; Haplosclerida; Niphatidae
Product: ADP-ribosyl-[dinitrogen reductase] glycohydrolase-like
Exons: 6
Coding region: 1-573 (190 amino acids)
Source: RefSeq, a predicted model, not a curated record
AUGGUACCAGGACGGCCACUUGACGGUCACUUGUCUUCAACCGGUGAAUGUUUUGACAUUGGUAAGACGGUACGGACAGCGCUAAACAAGUUCACUGGCUCUGAGGAGUUCCCUGGGUCAGUCAGUCCUAGAGCAGCAGGUAAUGGCUGCCUAAUGAGACUAGGACCUGUUCCUUGUGCUUUUAAGAACUGUCACUCACUGGCCCUCCGAUAUAGCGCUGACUCAGCAAGAACUACUCAUGGACCACCUGCCGCUACUGAUACAUGCAUAUAUUUCGCUGGUCUAUUGCUGGGUUGUUUUGAAGGAAAGUCAAAGGAAGAACUAUUAGCUGAUAAAUAUAGUCCAAUACCUGACUACUGGUCAAAUAAUACAAUGGUACCAGAACUUGCUGAGGUUGUGGGCGGGUCUUAUAAGAGAAAGUCUCCGCCCGACAUAAAGGGGAGUGGCUAUAUCAUUGAUAGUCUUGAAGCAGUGCUGUGGGCAUUCUAUCAUACUGAUAAUUUUAAAGAUGGGUGUCUAAAAGCAGUUAACUUGGGAGAUGAUGCCGAUACUGUUGGUGCCAUAUUUGGUUAA